Molecule: messenger RNA, 5250 nt
Organism: Armigeres subalbatus
Lineage: Eukaryota; Metazoa; Arthropoda; Insecta; Diptera; Culicidae
Exons: 3
Coding region: 1-5250 (1749 amino acids)
Biological process (GO): DNA integration; proteolysis
Molecular function (GO): nucleic acid binding; aspartic-type endopeptidase activity
Source: RefSeq, a predicted model, not a curated record
AUGAGUGACAGUGAAACCCCUCGUAGACCGUUAAGUAGCGUUCAACGUAGAAAUAUUCUGGACGCGCUUACAGGAUCCCAUAGCAGAGAAGACGAGGAGGGUCAACAAUUUCCAACUAUAGCCCAACAGAAACAAGCACAGCAGGCGCUGAAUACAAAGCGCAGAAUGGCCCAAAGCUUGGAGAUUUUAUCCGAUCGGCAGGCACUUCUAACCGAGAAGUUGCUGCGAAUGAAUGCUGCGCUGCAAGAAGAAGGUAUCAGCGUUCAUCUGCUUAAGCUUCACGUAGAGACUUUACGCCGGGCAUCAGAUGAGUUCGAAAAAGUGUAUUCCGAAAUGGUCAGCCUUCUGCCGAGGGAACAGCGGAAUGAGCUGCGUGUCGAAUAUUCCAACUUCGAAGAGCUGCAUAACGAAAUCUACGUCAAGCUACAGACGCGGAUUGACCAAGUGCAACAGCUGAAAGUCCAAGAGCUCCAGAAUGUUCCGGUUGCGCCACUCCCACAACAGGCCCAGGUGGCACCGGUGUAUGUGCAGGCUCCAGUUCCUCACCUACAGGCUCCGUUUCCAACCUUUAAUGGGACUCUUGACAACUGGUAUAGCUUCAAAAGCUUGUUCCAGAGUAUCAUGGCCCGGUACAUAAACGAAACUGAUGCCAUGAAGAUCUUGCAUCUUCGAAACUCGCUAACCGGCGAUGCGAAAGAUAAAAUCGACCAGGAAGUUGUUAACAACAGUGAUUAUGCCUCCGCCUGGAAGAUUUUGGAGGAUGCCUAUGAAGACAAACGCCUGAUUAUGGACACCCACAUCGACGCCAUUAUGGAUUGCCCGAAAAUCACAAAGGAUAACCGUGGUAAGUCCCUAUCGAAGCUCGUUGAGGAGACCCAAGAGCAAUGGGAAACAAAGUUGGGUAGUGGCAAUCUUCCUGAAUUUGAUGAAUUCAUGGAGUUCUUGCGCGAACGCGGACGUGUACUUCAGCGCACUCAUCGGUUACAACAGCCCCCAGUGCAUACGGGAGUAUCAGGUCCAGUGAAGCGACAACCAGUAAAUCAGAAGCUGCACGUGCCAUCUAACUCAUUCGUACAAGUUGCAAAGGAAAUAUGUCCAUGCUGCAAAGCAGAGCACUCGAUUUAUCGUUGUCCGAAAUUCCAAGGUAUGCCCCUACAUGAGCGAAAAACAGUUGUAACUAAAGCAACACUGUGCUUUAACUGUCUCAAGUCCAGACAUCGCGUCAUCAACUGUCCGUCGGAGCAGGGCUGCAAAGUGAAAGGGUGCGGUCGCAAGCAUCACAGCUUGCUUCACUACAACGAGCCCCGUCGAGAUGCGAAUCCAAGCAAUGAAGAAGAUAACGAAGAGCGUUCAGCGGAAUCGGAGGAGCAAGCACAAAAGAAGACCCCAGAGCCGCGCAGCAAUGCAACUACUCUUUGUGCUAAUGUCCAUGGUGCUAAACAGCAAGUAGUUCUCUCGACGGCACAAGUAUUAGUAGCGGGAAGGGGCAAUACGAUUGUCAAAUGUCGCGCUCUACUGGAUUCCGGAUCCGACAGCAAUAUCAUAACCGAGAAGCUGGCCAGCAAGCUUCAGUUAAAAAUGAUUGCUGUGGAUUUUCCUAUCAGCGGCUUGAACAGCAUGGAAACACGAGUGAAGUACCAGUUAGAAACACGGCUCCAGUCCUGUGUUAAUUCCUUCGCCACGUCACCGUUGGAUUUUCUUGUCGUCCCUCGAGUAACGUCGAGCCUACCGGUUCUAGAGAUAGACACCCGAUACUGGCCAAUUACAUCCGGACUAAGAUUUGCUGAUCCUCUAUUUUCUUCACCUGGUGAAAUAGACAUGAUCAUCGGAAACGAAUUGUGUUUCGACAUAGUCAAAAACGGCCGAUUCAAGCUCGGCAUCGACAACGUAACGUUAGCGGAAACGGAAUUAGGAUGGGUCGUGGCAGGAUCAGUAUCCAUCAGGAAAGCCCAGUCGUCUCGUCGUGUUUGUCAACUUAAUCGGAAUGAGGAGUUACUCAACCGCACAAUGUCAAGAUUCUGGGAACUGGAAAGUGUACAAAUGGAGACCGCUACAACUGCAGCUGAAGAUUUAGUUGAACAGCAUUUCAAGGACACUCAUUACCGCGAAGAAUCUGGGCGAUAUGUCGUGCGACUACCAUUUAAUGGUAUGGAACAUCAACUAGGUGAUUCCUUUGAAGUGGCCAGAAAGCGGCUAACUAGACUGAUGGUCCAACUUGCUAAGUAUCCAACUAAGCGUGGUGAGUACUACAAUUUUCUAUCCGAAUAUUUAUCACUGGGUCAUAUGACGGAAGCGGCUGAAUAUUCGGUUGGUCGUGGUUACUUUAUUCCACACCACGCUGUUUAUAAGGCUUCCAGUUCAACGACGAAAACAAGAGUGGUCUUUGAUGCGUCAGCGAAAACCAGUUCAGGCCUCUCGCUCAAUGAAACGCUCUUAGUUGGACCCACGGUGCAAAAUGACAUCGCAACGAUCCUACUCCGAUUCUGCAUCCACCCGGUGGUGUUGACCGCCGACAUUUCAAAAAUGUAUCGACAGGUGCGGCUGCAUAAAGAUGAUUGCAAAUACCAACAAAUUCUGUGGUGGGACAGUGAAGGGCAUCUGAAGGUAUAUGAGCUGCAAACUGUAACAUAUGGCGUAGCUAGUUCACCAUACCAAGCGACGAAGGUGUUGAUUCAACUGGCCAGUGACGAAGGCGAAGAAUUUUCACUCGGAAGGAAAGUUAUCCAGGAUGACAGUUAUAUCGACGAUUUUUUGACUGGUGGUUCGUCUGUCGAAGAAGUUAUUCGAAUCUUUUCGGAGCUAUCGGAAUUGUUGCGUCGUGGUGGCUUCGAAGUACACAAAUUUUGUUCAAACAGUGUGGAUGUGUUGAAUGCAAUUCCCAAGCAUCUCCAAGAGCAGCAGGUUAGCUUUGACGGAGCCGGCCUCAGCAACAGCAUCAAGACUUUGGGGUUGAUAUGGAACCCCCAGGAUGAUUAUUUCACGUUCCGUGCUACUACAGCUAAUGAUUGCAAUGGGGUGCCAACUAAACGCAAGGUGUUGUCGGAAAUUGGACAACUUUUUGACCCGCUUGGAUUUUUAGGUCCUAUUGUCGUGUAUGCCAAGUUAAUAAUGCAGGACAUUUGGCGAUUGGGUCUUGACUGGGAUCAGGAUCUUCCAGAGGAACUGUUGAGAACAUGGUAUCGAUUUCGGCAACAACUCCCAGUUGUGAAUCAAAUGCGCAAACCUCGUUGUGUAACUCAAGGAGACGUGACUACUGUAGAGCUUCAUGGUUUCUCGGAUGCCUCGAAGCGGGCCUAUGGAGCUGUCGUUUAUGUACGGAGCAUCACUUCGAGUGGGAAGGUCUAUGUCAACCUGGUGGCCAGCAAAUCACGUGUGGCUCCUCUCAAGCCGAUGACGAUACCACGACUCGAGUUGUGUGGUGCGAAGCUUCUGGCGGAAUUGAUUCAGAAGGUAAUAGCUGCAACAAAGAUGAGUUUUGAUAAUGUGAAACUGUGGUGUGAUUCCCAAAUAGUUCUGUGCUGGCUUAAGAAAUCACCUCUAGCACUAAAUCCGUUCGUAGCUAACCGUGUUGCUGCAAUUUUGGAGAUCACGCAAUCUUAUCAGUGGGGUUACAUACGAUCCGAAGAUAAUCCUGCUGAUGUAAUAUCAAGGGGUGAGCUGCCCGAAGAUCUGCUGCAAAAACAAUUGUGGUGGUGCGGUGCACAAAUGCUUUGGGAAAUACAGCUCACGUCAUGUGAACCUGAAUCGUUUGAUGAAUUGAUGCUACCUGAACUAAAACCAUCAGUGGUGUUGUCAGUUGUGAAGGUGAAACCGACGAUAGUGCUCAACAGACUCAGCAGUUAUAGAAGGAUCCAGAGAGCGUGGGCGUAUAUUCAUCGGUAUAUCGAUUGUAAGGUGUACAAGAAACAGGUGUCUGGUGAUAUUACUGUCGACGAGAUUAUGAGGGCUGAGAAAUCUGUAUUAUUGCUUGUCCAACGCGAAUCUUACGGAGAUGUUUUGAAGUCACUAAAAUCGAACUCCGUUCAGCAACACCCGUACCGAAAUCUGGCACUCUUUGUGGACGACGAUGGGUUAAUACGAGUUGAUGGUCGUUUAAAAUAUUCUUCUAUUCCGUAUGAUGGCAAGCACCAGGUGCUCCUACCACAGAAGCAUCACAUCACCGAAUCCAUUGUUCGUGGGCUGCAUCAAGAACAUUUUCACGUCGGCCAGAACGGGCUUUUAGCAAUCGUUCGUGAACGUUAUUGGCCUGUCCAUGCUAAGCAGUUGAUUAAAAAGGUGGUUACGUCGUGUCAGGUGUGUGCACGCCAGCGUCCCAUACCGGGCAUCCAGUACAUGGGUAACCUUCCCGGCUGUAGAGUCAAUCCGUCACCGCCAUUCUCCAAGGUAGGAAUAGACUAUGCCGGUCCAUUUAUGCUGAAACUUGGAGGCCGUAGUACAAAGCUGUACAAAGGGUACGUAGUUGUGUUUGUUUGCCUGGUCGUUAAGGCCAUCCAUUUCGAGGUGGUCUCCAGUUUGUCGACCGACAACUUCAUUGCGGCGCUAAAGCGAUUUUCCAGUCGUCGUGGUUUGCCGAGUGAUAUACACAGCGAUAACGCCACUACUUUUGUCGGGGCAAAUCACGAAUUGGCAGCUCUCAGGCAACUGUUCGAAGACCAGCAACACCAACUGAAAGUAAAGGAAUAUUGUAGAGCAAAAUGUAUCCGCUGGCAUUUCAUUCCCCCCAGAAGCCCACACUUCGGUGGGAUUUGGGAAGCGGGGGUGAAAUCAAUGAAAUAUCACCUCAAAAGGGUUGUGGGUGAAACCCGACUUACUUACGAGGAGAUGACCACCUUCCUCGCUCAAACGGAGGCCAUUCUCAACUCACGACCAUUGUGUCCAAUCUUUACCAGUGUACCGUCUUACGAAGAUGAGAAGGUGGGACGACUUGAUCGAUAUGAACACAUUCAACAAAUGCAGCAGCACUUCUGGCGCAAGUGGUCAAGCGAAUAUCUGCAUCAUCUGCAAGGCCGCCAAAAGUGGAACACGAAGGUGAACACAAGUUUCAAGGUCGGUGCAUUGGUCUUAUUGAUCGAGGAAAAUCAACCGCCGCAGCAAUGGAAACUUGGACGAAUUGCAGCUGUCCAUCCGGGUGACGACGAUGUUGUUCGUGUGGUGACAGUCAAAACCGCAGGAGGUGAAUAUAAACGAGCUGUGUCGAAGAUUGCUUUGAUGCCUUCUGUUGAAACUGAAUUAUCAACGGGGGGUGAAUGA